AUGCGCUGGGCAUUUCUCGCAUCAAGCAUUCUGCUUGCUCAUGUGAGCGCAGAGCAAUUCGCCAUUCCAGAAGUAGAGAAGGUCGUGAGCUCGGCGCUUCGUACGUAUUCCGAAUAUGUACACUACGCCGGCCCGACAGAGGCUGUAGCAGCCUCAGAAUCCCCAGCUGCAGUGUCACACGCAGCCGCUGAUACUGAUCCCUCCUACUGGUUAGCUGAUGUAACUCAUCAGCAGGGACUUUCCCCUCAUGCGGCCAGUGGGUAUGUCGUGUUCCGAAACGUGAAAGAUUAUGGUGCUGUCGGUGAUGGUGUGACAGAUGACACAGCAGCCAUCAACAAGGCGAUUAGCGACGGUAAUCGCAACGGUCCGGCGUCCGGCGUCACAACUUCAACGACACCAGCGAUUGUCUAUUUUCCUGCAGGAACUUAUCUCAUUUCAACAUCCAUUAUCGACUACUAUUUUACCCAACUCAUUGGUAACCCGAAUUCUCCUGCUAUUAUUAAGGCUACUUCCGGUUUUACCGGUCUAGGGCUUAUCGACGGGGUAGAUCAAUACCAGUCAUCAGGGAAUCAAGGCUGGACUUCAACCAACGUGUUCCUCCGUCAGAUUCGCAACUUGGUCCUGGAUCUGACCGCGAUCCCCGCAAGUUCCGCUGCCACAGGAAUCCACUGGCCGACAGCGCAGGCCACAAGUAUUCAAAAUGUUGCGAUCCACAUGAGCUCAGGUUCAAAUGCCCAAGGACAGGGUAUCUUUGUUGAGAACGGUUCGGCUGGGUUUUUGACCGACGUCACUAUUACUGGUGGUUUAUACGGCCUCAAUGUUGGUAACCAACAGUAUACCAUGCGCAAUGUCACCAUUUCUGGGGCGAUUACUGGUAUCAGUCAGAUCUGGAACUGGGGGUGGACUUAUAUCGGCCUUGAAAUCUCGAGCUGCACUACCGCGAUCUCAAUGACCGCGGGUGGCACAUCAGCCGUAGCCGUCGGAUCUGUUCAGGUCAUUGAUAGUUCCAUUAGUAACUGUAACACCUUUAUCGAUACAGUGUGGUCCACCAGCUCUUCUCCUGCAGGUGCAGGAAACUUGAUAAUUGAGAAUGUGCAACUCACAAACGUACCAACAGCAGUUCAAGGGCCCUCGAGUGUUUAUUUGGCUGGUGGUACAACUACAAUCUCGGGUUUUGGUCAAGGGCACCAGUACACCCCAACUGGACCAGGAACGCUGCAGGGUACAUUUGCCCCGGCUGCUCGACCAAAUGGUCUUUUAGCAAGCGGAUCAAGUAGCUACUACACCAAAAGCAAACCACAGUAUGCAAGUUUGUCAACUAGUAAUGUCGUCAGUAUGCGGAGCUCCGGCGCCAAGGGUGACGGAACUACAGACGAUACAGCUGCCAUUCAGAGUGCACUCAACUCAGCUGCUUCUGCGGGCAAGGUUGCAUUCUUUGACUUUGGUCUUUAUGUUGUGACUGACACGAUUUACAUUCCACCGGGAUCCAAAGUUGUUGGUGAGACGUAUGCAACGAUCCAAGCGAGUGGAAGCAAGUUUACCAACAUUGAUUCUCCCCACCCCGUGGUGCAAGUGGGCAAAAGCGGUGACACGGGAACGAUUGAGUGGUCAGACAUGAUUGUUAGUACGCAGGGAGCUACCGCUGGUGCCGUUCUUAUUGAGUACAAUCUCGAUGGCGAUCUAGGCUCGGGUCUCUGGGACGUGCACACCCGCAUUGGAGGGUACACGGGGUCAAAUCUGCAAGUAGCACAAUGCCCAACCUCGGCAGCAGUGUCAGCGAGCUGUGAAGCAGCAUAUAUGUCAUUGCACAUUACGAGCUCAGCUAAGAAUGUCUAUUUCGAGAACAAUUGGUUCUGGACGGCGGACCACGAUGUCGAUGAUCCCAGCAAUACCCAAAUUUCUAUCUAUACCGGCCGUGGGGCUUUGAUUGAAGGGUCGAAUAUCAUUCUAUACGGCACGGCUGUUGAACAUCACUCACUUUAUCAAUACCAAUUCUCUGGAGCCUCCAACGUCGUUGCUGGAUUCAUCCAAACCGAAACACCAUACUACCAACCUAGCCCGGACGCCAAGUCUGGCCCGUAUGCAUACAACUCAAGUAUCAACGAUCCUAACUACAGUACCUGCCUGUCCGGUAACUGCGAUGCCGUUGGGCUGCGCGUGUCCAACAGCAACUCUAUCCAUAUUUAUGGCGCUGGACUCUACAGCUUUUUCAAUAAAUACAGUACUACCUGUUCGAACUCGGGGGGAUCGGAAAAUUGUCAAAGCGAGAUUUUCCGUGUUGACGGGUCGACAACCGGCUUGAGAGUGUAUACCCUCAACACGGUGGGCGUGACAAAUAUGAUUACAGUGAACAGCAGCAGCGAGGCGCUGUACUCGGAUAACAUCAGUGUGUAUCCGGACGGACUUGCUCUGUUCACGUAUAACUAG
Talaromyces proteolyticus is the source of this 2427-nucleotide messenger RNA. RefSeq names its product putative exo-beta-1,3-glucanase. The record is from RefSeq and is a predicted model, not a curated record. Gene Ontology annotation, molecular function: polygalacturonase activity. The coding region runs from base 1 to 2427 and encodes 808 amino acids. NCBI's taxonomy places the organism in Eukaryota, Fungi, Ascomycota, Eurotiomycetes, Eurotiales, Trichocomaceae. The transcript is spliced from 5 exons.